UCGAAGACUUGCAAGUGCGAAAAAAGAAAGACUUAAGAAUUUAGGAAUCUUAAAAGAAAUUAGAUUAAAGACGUCUCCUUUGAAAAAGGGACCAGUUAGUGGUUUCACUUUAGUAGCUCAUCUUUUCAGGGGUUAGGAAGACUCACAGAGGCAUUUCAACCUUUCUAGCCACCAUUGUGCGGUUUGCUAAUGCGAGGAAUCAAACCACCAAAUGGUGUUGUAUUCGACGAUCAUAAAUUAGAAAUCAAAUUAGCCAAAAUUGUUUUGACUUUUCAACUAGGAUGCUUUGGUUUAAAUUAGCCAGAAUGAUCAUAAAUCAGAAAUCAAAUUAGUCGAUAUGAUAUGCAAACAUAACUAGUAUUAAAAUUUUAAUAAAAAAAUAUAAUUCACUGAUGUGAGUUAGGUCAGUUAAUUACGGGAAUGUGUCCACCCUCUUGCAUCGCAUCCAAGUUCAAUAUCAAUAUAUAUAAGAAAGCAUAGAGAUACUGGGAAGAUUUUGAUUAGGCAUAUGCCAGUGGCCUUCGCGUAGUGGUAGUUGACAUGCAACUUAGUAGCUCCCACGUCCGACAACAUUAGACUGUGUCGCCAAACAAUCCAAUAACCUUAUAAAUACCACCCCAUCCAAUCGCUCGUCCCUCAACCCAGCUUUUCUGCUAACCACUUUCAAAAUAAGCUCCUACAAUCCUUUCCCUAACCCCCAAGAAAUGGCAAGCAGGAGUGUUCUAAUCCUCAUCUCCUCCCUCCUCAUAUCCCUCUCCCUCCCAUCCGCAACCGCCAAUGACUACUCCCCGAAAACCCCCGAGCAACCGGACCAUGUGGUGGUGGAAGGCGUGGUGUAUUGCCAGAGCUGUGACCACUAUGGAACAUGGUCCUUGACCGAGGCUGAGCCCAUUCCGUCGGCGAAAAUCAGCGUCAUCUGCAAGGACCACAAGGGCCAGGUCAGCUUCUACAAGUCUUUCGUGACGGACGUCAAGGGCUACUUCUAUGCACAGCUUGAUGGCUUCAAAAUUGGACAACAUCUUUUGGACCAUCCUCUCCAUGGAUGCAAAGUGAAGCUUGUUUCUUCUCCUCUGGAAAAGUGCAGUGAGCUCAGCAAUGUGAAUUACGGGCUGUAUGGUGCCCCGCUUCGUUACGAGGACAAGAGGUUGUGGGGGAGGAACUAUGAGGCUGUUGUUUAUGCUGCAGGGCCCCUGGCUUUCCGUCCCUCUAACUGCCCUACUACUCACUCUUGAUUCAGAACACCGGGUUUUCGCUGAUUAAUUUUCCUCCUAAAGUUAACCUUUGUUACUUUUUUUUCUUCUUUUUCUAUUGUUUGAUUUUUGUGUUCUAAAUGUUAUUGUGUCUCGGAAGUUGUAUUGCUUCUUGAAUAAACUGGUUUUGUACUGCAAAGUGAUGAAUUGACAUGUUUCAUUUACUUGUUUGAUCCCUUCUUUCGAAGAGAUACUAACCAAUUUCUCCUGCACCUUGGAUGCGGGAUAAUUAAAAAACAUGACAGCGCGUGAUUGCCUUAGGAUUCUGUCAUCCCAGGUUCCCCAGGUGCUCGAAAGUUCUUGUUCUUUGGCUUAGGUAGAAAAUAGGGGACAAGGUGUAUGAGAUUGUAGGCACAAUUCGGCUCAAACUAAAAUUGGAAACUUUUAAGUACAAGGGAUGAAUGGGGAAAGAACACAACUCAUUUCAUUCCACAACAAAUCCGAAAAACUCCCGCGCGCACACACAUACCCCGCCAUUAAAUUGUUCCCAGAAGUCCAGGGGCAUUCCAAACAUCUUAUUGAUCUCAUCCAUGGCCUCCUUUGUUGUUACAGUGGCCUCGAACAAAUCCGAACCUCUUGAUCUUCCGGACAAAUCUGGCAUUUUCUUCUCUUGCUUCUGGUCCAAGUUAUCAUCAGGAAGUAUAGAAAACCCACCAAAAUCUUCUUUCCUAUCAAUUCCUCUGUCCUGCUUCUUCACUCUCCUCUUUCUUACAAAAUCCAUAGGCUUCCCGAACAUGUUAUUGAUAUCAUCCAUGGCCUCCUUUAAGUUUAUUGUUGGGUCGACUAAACCAUGGUGGCAAGCAUUUUCGACCUCCUCUGGGCCUGUUUGGGAUUGAGGUGCUUAAAAAAAAAGCUACUAUGAAAAAAAGCUAUGAAAAUUUUUGGUGUUUGGUAAACUUU
Pyrus x bretschneideri (Chinese white pear) is the source of this 2150-nucleotide messenger RNA. RefSeq names its product non-classical arabinogalactan protein 30-like. The coding region runs from base 705 to 1232 and encodes 175 amino acids. The record is from RefSeq and is a predicted model, not a curated record. The transcript has a single exon. NCBI's taxonomy places the organism in Eukaryota, Viridiplantae, Streptophyta, Magnoliopsida, Rosales, Rosaceae.